This is a messenger RNA of Trichogramma pretiosum, 4681 nucleotides long. Its product is annotated as myb-like protein AA. NCBI's taxonomy places the organism in Eukaryota, Metazoa, Arthropoda, Insecta, Hymenoptera, Trichogrammatidae. The transcript is spliced from 5 exons. Gene Ontology annotation, cellular component: nucleus. Bases 277 to 2505 code for a protein of 742 amino acids. Gene Ontology annotation, molecular function: RNA polymerase II cis-regulatory region sequence-specific DNA binding; DNA-binding transcription factor activity. Gene Ontology annotation, biological process: regulation of transcription by RNA polymerase II. The record is from RefSeq and is a predicted model, not a curated record.
GGCGAACGACGGGCAGUACACUACUAGUAGUAGUAGUUGUAUGGAUACGGCGGGAGGAGCUUCGGAGCAAAAAAUAAAAUCGACGACGACGUCGACGACGACGGCAGUAAAUAAUAAAUAAAGACGCCGAGAAUGAAUCGCUCUCAGUGUUAACGCGUCGUUAUCUCUUACCUGUGUGUCGCGUGGUAUCGUGUGCGCCGCGUGUGCGAGUGUCAAUUUUCACGUUUAUGUGUGUUGAGUGCGCCAACGACGACGACGACGACGACGACGACGACGAUGCAGCGGCGGAGUUUUUCCAGAAAAAAGUCCGAAGUCGGAGAUUCCUCCGACUCGACUCACGAAGCAGAAGUCAGCAGCAACAACAACAACAACAACAACAAUAACAACAACGAAAGUAACAACAACAACAACAAUACGGAUCAGUGGCAGAGAUCCGGCCAAAAGGAGUCGCAACAGCAGCAACAGCAGCAGCAGCAGCAGCGAGUUGUCGAGCAGCCGAUCCCGUUCCCCAUGGGCUUCGACAGCAGUAUGUCGCCCGGCUCGCUGUCGCCGCCGAUCUCUCCUCAGGCGAAGCUGCUUGCCACUUCGGCUCUGGGCUGGAGCAAUCCGCCGACUCACGAGGAGCGCGUCUCCGCCUUCGAGCUAGUGCUGCGGCAGCAGCAACAGCAGCAACAGCAGCAGCAGCAGCUACAGCUACAGCUACAGCCGGUGGUCACCGAAGCGUCGACAAUCGCCCCGUACAUCACCAGCCAGUCGACGACCUACGACGACAUGGUGAACUUUUGGGCGCGUCACGCCAUGAACGCCGGCUUCUUUCUGAACACGCAGCACCAGGCGGUGGCCGCGGCCGCCGCAGCCGCGACCGCCGCAGCGGCGAUGUACAAUCAGCAGCGACUGCAACAGCAGCACCAGCAGGUGGUGGCCUACGGCGCACCCUCGAGUCCGCCCGAGUCGUCGUGCAAUUCGCCCCCACUGGUGGGUGGCGUCCCGGUGAUGGCCCAGGCGAUCCAGGCCCAGCUGGCUCGAGCAGCCUACGAGACGAGCCCCGAUAAGCACCUUCCGCACCACCACCCUCACCACCAUCGCCACGGGAGCAGCAGCGCUUGCAGCACCAGCAGCCGCAGUAGCACGAGCGGCUUGAGUCUGAGCGGCAGAAGCAGCAGCGGCAGCUUGGUGGAUCACAACGACAGUACCGAGGGACCGCUGAAUCUCAGCACCAAGUCGCCCGCGCGUUUGGACAACGACGAUAACAGCGAGAACAACAACAACAACAAUAACAAUAAUAGCAAUAACCAGCUGACUUCGAUGAGCGUCGUCGUCGCCAACUCGGCCGGCGGCAAAGCCGCCAAGAGCGCCGCCAGCAAAGCGACCAAGGGCAAGAUCUGGUCGCCGGGCACGCUGUGCGAGCGCGAGGCCAAGAAGUCCAAGGGCCGAAGCUCCGUCUCGACCUCCGUGAUCGUCAGUCAUCAUCAGCAGCAGCAGCAGCACUAUCAUCAUCCCCAACCGUAUCAACCGCAACACAUCCAGCUGCAUCAUCAUCAACAUCAGCAACAACAGCAACAGCCACAACAGCCACAGCAGCAGCCACAGCAGCAACAACGAAAAGCACAGCAAAAGAGCAAGAGACCGCGUCCACGUAGCUCGGGCAGCGAGGGCGAGGGCGAGCAUCAGCUGGCCCAGAGGCGCAACAGCCAGCAGCUCGUCCAGCACAGGUCGCAGCUCGUCAACAACGAGCGCGUGUUCCAGGUGAGAGCUCCACUCGAGCAACUGCAGCAACUGCAGCCACAAGCACCACAACACGUAGCCCGGCCACUCGUCCUUGCCCAAUCACACGUAUCGAACAAGAAACAAUGCUCCGAAUGCGGCAAAAUCUUCAAGCGAUCGAGCACGCUCAGCACGCAUCUGCUGAUACACUCGGACACGCGGCCCUACCCCUGCACCUUCUGCGGCAAGCGAUUCCACCAGAAGAGCGACAUGAAGAAGCACACCUACAUACAUACCGGUGAAAAGCCACACGUCUGCGUGGUGUGCCAGAAGGCCUUCUCCCAGUCCAGCAACCUCAUCACCCACAUGCGCAAGCACACGGGCUACAAGCCCUUCCAGUGCACCCUGUGCGACAAGGCGUUCCAGCGCAAGGUGGAUCUGCGCCGCCACCGCGAGAGCCAGCACCCAUCGGCGCCGCAGCUCGAUUACGAGGCGAUGCAGGCACCGCCCCAGCCGCUCGUGCCGCUCCAGCCCCAGGAGCCGCCCAGGAGAAAGAACAACGGCAACAGCAGCAGCAGCAGCAGCAGCAGCAACGGCAAGAGCAACAACAGCAACAGCCACGAGGCAGUCGACAACAACGACGGCGACGAUCGUCAAGGUCGGGUAAACAUCGACGCAAACAUGCCCAGUACCAGUAGUAGUGGCUUGGCCGAGGCGGCAGCGGUAGCAGCAGCGGCAGGACCAUCGGGAAGCCAGCAGCAACAGCAGGAGCAACAGCAACAGUCGCAGGUUCGAUACUAGGAGCGGCCCUUGGUGAGGUUGCCGGCCCAAGACAGUAGCGACAUCGACGACGACGACAACGAAUCGAACAAUCGUAACCGUAACAAUAGAAAUAAUCGCUUCAAGCGACCAAGGUAGUAGUCGUCGUCUCUCGCGAGAUCAUUGCGGGAGAAUCUCUCCGGAGACACACAUCGCGCGUGGAGCCCCCCGUUGUUGUGGGGUUGUUGGGUCGCCGCGGGAGGCGAUGAUGAUGGCGAUGACGAGCUCGAGAGCCGGAGCUGCGUCGGCUCGACGAUCGACGCCUAGAGAGCUCCGCCGCUAUACGAUUCGCUUGAAAACCGAAUCGGCAGCUCCCUCCCACCCCGCCCCCCUCGGCGGCGAUUUCUCCCGUGCCGUCGUCGCCUCUCACUCGCUGUGUGAGAAAUUGAGACGAGAAACACAACACAACGCACACACACACGCGCGCGUGCGCAUGUAUACGGUAUAUAUAGUUUAUAUAUGUCAAUUGCAACGCGUGGCCUUUAUUUGUGCCUAGAUUGAUUAAGAUUAAUUAGCUCUCCUCUCUCUCUCUUUAUCUCGUAUCCUCGUAUGCGGAUAUCAACGCGCGCGCCCGCGCGCUUAAUAAUUGUACAUAUUUAUGUAUAGAUAUAUAUUAUAUAUAUUAUUAUUAUUAUUAUUAUAUAAUGAUCAAGUUAAUUUUUAAAAUCUAUAUAAAAGUAAGAGCAGAAAAAUGAAUUGCACCGUAACGAUGUUUUUACUCGUUGCUUUUUUUUUGCAAUUUCACAAACAAAAUGACACACUUUUCUCUUUUUUCGACUUGACUUAAAGUAAAAACAAAAAUAAUGAAUAAAACGAAAGAAACGCAGCCACAGAUGCGUUCGAAGUAAUAUGGUUUAAUGCUAGUCUUGGCCACGGACACAGGCGGCCCCUCCCGAUCUAAUCGGGACACGCGCGUCGUCGUCGUCGUCGCCGCGAAUUAAGACUACCUCGAUUCUUGCACCAUCGAGUGCGUGUUUAAUCAAUUGUAUAUUCUUAAUAAAAAUAAUUUAAUUAGUGAAUUGUACAUAGCUCCUAAUUUAGGUAAUUCUAUUAUAUACGUGUGAUUGCGUCGCGACGAUCAUUUUUUUUUCUUCUGAUGCAAACUUUGGAAAACGAAAAAAAAAGGUUAAUUGAAAUAAUUAAUGAUGAUUGAAAAAAAUAAAAAAAAAAAUACCGUGCGUGUGUCAUAAUAUAGUCUGUCGAACCAAAGCCGUCCACAGUGUAUAUCUCGUUGUGUGUACCCCUUUAUAUUCAUAUGUAUACGUAUGAAUAAUUUCGUGCUAGAGAAGUCUCGAGAAACGAUCGUUCUUUUUUCUCUCUAUUAUUGUUGAAUCUCUCUUUGUUGCUGCAAUUAUUAUUUUAUAACGUGGAAUAUGUAACGUAUCGCGCGCCGAUUGAAAAAAUCGUCGUACAUCGCGACCGUAUCCGUCCCCGCCCCAUAAAUAUUAGUAAUACACGCGUGUCGACGUAUUCGAUUAUAGCUCGUGCGAAAAAAAAAUUUUCGUUGUAUUAUAUGAAACGAGCGUGCGUUAUACCGUUGUUCCCAAUUAUCGAUAUUGACUUUGUUCACGAUCAUUGUAUCCGGCAGGAGAAAUUCAUAGCGGCUAGGAGAACCAAAGAUGUGUAGAAACUAAGUCGUUGAGAAUGUAGCGACACGAAAUCUUUCGUUUGUUUGUUUGUUUGUUUUUUAAUCGAAAUGAUUCGCAAUCGUAGAAAAAUUUGAUGAUCGACGAAAGAACUUCAUAUUUACGCAUUGUGCCUUUUUUUCAUCUGUGUAGAAAGACUAUUGUACUAUUGUGUAUUAUAAUGUGUGGAUAAAUAAUUUAUAAUUUAUACAGUUUAAAGAUGCGUCAUUUGAAUUUUUAUAAUAAUUCAUCGUUGUAGCGCACCGCUAAUAUUAUGAUCGACAUCAUGACCAAUUAUUAUUAUAUGAAUCAAUCCGUGCGUAUGAUAUCAUAAUAUUAAUGUUGCUAUAAUCUUUUUUUUAUAAUUAUUACAUUGUAGGCCGCACGACAGCCGCGCAAUUCGAUUGUAAAAUUGAAUUGAAUUAUUAUGAAAACUUACAUUGUAAGCAUAUUUACCAAAAAUUAUAUUUUACCAUGCAACGAACGAAAAAAAAAAGUCACGGAAGAAAAUGAUGAUUGUGAUGAUGAUGACG